AUGGAAAAUGUUAAGGCAGAUCUCUGCAAUGCUUUUGAGAUGAAGGAUAACGGCAAAGAACAACAAUAUGUUGGUGCCAUAUUGAAGAAAUUUGGCAUGAUCAAAUGUGCAAAGCCCGCAUUGACAACCACCGAGGCUAAAGUUUCCGACACGCCCGUUAGUUGCGUUUGCUGCGAGCUUUAUGAGUCAGUUCAACAGCAAUUACAAUGUCGAGCACUGGGAAGGCAGCGAAAACGCAUAUUGCGGUAUCUAAGCGGUACAAAGAAAUUGGGCCUGUUAUCCAAGCAAACAGGCGAGGAUCUAUUUGGCGUGGUCGAUGCAGAUUGGGGAGCGAAUCUGGGCGAUGGGCGCUCCUAUUCAGGGCAGGCGUUCAUCCUGUCUGGAGCAGCCCUGUGUGUGCUGGGAGCCACGCAAGCAACGUGCUGUGGCACUAUCGGUACUGAGUCCGUUACCUUACGAUGUCCGAAGCGAGCGCACAAAACGGACUUCGGCAUCACCGCGGCAAAAAACAUAGAUGUGCGCCACCACUUCAUCAAGCAAAAAUACCUGAGCGGCGACAUUGAGAG
Messenger RNA from Drosophila grimshawi, 566 nucleotides. RefSeq lists its product as uncharacterized. The annotation marks the transcript as partial. NCBI's taxonomy places the organism in Eukaryota, Metazoa, Arthropoda, Insecta, Diptera, Drosophilidae. The transcript is spliced from 4 exons. The record is from RefSeq and is a predicted model, not a curated record.